Messenger RNA from Manis pentadactyla (Chinese pangolin), 936 nucleotides. Its product is annotated as olfactory receptor 8S1-like. Gene Ontology annotation, molecular function: olfactory receptor activity; G protein-coupled receptor activity. Gene Ontology annotation, cellular component: membrane. Gene Ontology annotation, biological process: G protein-coupled receptor signaling pathway. The record is from RefSeq and is a predicted model, not a curated record. NCBI's taxonomy places the organism in Eukaryota, Metazoa, Chordata, Mammalia, Pholidota, Manidae. The transcript is spliced from 3 exons. Bases 1 to 936 code for a protein of 311 amino acids.
AUGGAACUUGGCAACGUGACCACUGUCCCCACGUUUGUUCUCCAAGGACUGUCCAACAACCCUCAGGUCCAGGCUGGGCUCUCUGUGCUCUUCCUGGCGGUUUACCUCUUGACCCUCAUGGGGAACCUGACAAUGCUGCUGGUGGUCAGGGCUGAUUCCCACCUCCACACGCCCAUGUACUUCUUCCUGAGUCACCUCUCCUUCCUGGAUGCUUUCUAUUCCUCAGUCAUUGUACCUAAGCUGCUACAGGACCUUCUUUUCAAGUGGAAGACUACAACCCUCCUCGAGUGUUUCACACAGAUCUCCCUGGUCUUCUUUUCUGGGGCCACUGAAGCUUGCCUCCUUUCGGUCAUGGCCUACGACUGGUUCCAGGCUGUGUGCCACCCACUGCUGUAUGUGGUGGCUAUGAACAGAAAGGUCUGUAAUGGCCUGGUGGGAGCAUCCUGGGCCAUAGGAAUGGGGACCAGCCUGGUGAGCACCAUCCUCCCGGCUCAGCAGCACUUCUGUAGCCCCAACCUCGUCUGUAUUUUCACCUAUGAGCUUCCUCCUGUGCUCCUGCUGGCCUGUUCAGACACCUCCGUCAGUGUUGCCUCCAUCCUGACCACCAUGGCGGUCCUGGGCCUUGGCACCCUUGUCCUGUUGCUGGGUUCCUACACCCACAUCAUCAUGACAGCUCUGGGCGCCAACUCCGCCGUGGGCUGGAGCAAGAUUUUCUCCACCUGCUCUUCUCAUUUUCUUGUGGUCACCAUCUUUUACGUUUCAGGAGUAACAAGGUACAUGACUCCUGCAUCAGGCUCAGUCCUGGAGCAAGUGCUCUCCGUGCAGUACAGUGUGGUGACCCCGCUGCUAAACCCCCUCAUCUACAGUCUGAAGAACCGGGAGGUGAAGGCGGCUCUGAGCAAGAUGCUGGCCAGGAGGCCCUGGCUUCCCGUCUAG